Messenger RNA from Phoenix dactylifera (date palm), 1082 nucleotides. The record is from RefSeq and is a predicted model, not a curated record. NCBI's taxonomy places the organism in Eukaryota, Viridiplantae, Streptophyta, Magnoliopsida, Arecales, Arecaceae.
AAAUUUCGCCGACACGGAAACAUUGAAUAGAUCUCGGCAUCCCUCACGGUCGUCAUAAAAUUCCGUCUUCUCCUCCACCCAGCGAGGGUGGAGUUUCUUUCAGCAGAAGCGAAAAAGAGCGGUUGGCAGGUCCAAUCCGAUGUUUCUGUCAAGACUCUCACGGCUCGGUCUCCGGAUUGCAAAAGACUCAGGUCAAUUUUCUACAAUUAAAAGAGGCUACUUUAGUAGGCAUUUCAGUCAUAAUUUACACCCUGUGAAUAACUGUUUUUUUUGUACUACAACCAUUGAUAACAUUCAUGAGGAAGGGAGCGAGCAGAAAGAAACAAUAUCUGUGACAUUUGUCGACAAAGAUGGAGAAGAGAAGCUUAUCAAGGUUCCUAUUGGAAUGUCAAUGUUGGAAGCUGCUCACCAAAAUGACAUAGAUUUAGAAGUUUCAGUAACAUUUCCUGCUAACGUGAUGUCAGGGGCUUGCGAGGGCUCACUUGCAUGUUCAACCUGUCAUGUGAUUAUAAUGGAUGUGGAUUAUUACAAAAAGUUAGAAGAGCCAACUGAUGAAGAAAAUGACAUGUUGGACCUUGCAUUUGGGCUUACGGAAACGUCCCGUCUUGGUUGUCAAGUAAUUGCAAAGCCCGAGCUUGAUGGAAUGCGCUUAGCACUGCCGGCAGCAACGCGGAACUUUGCUGUUGAUGGGUAUAAACCAAAACCACACUGAGUGCAAUGUGCAUCCUACCUUGCAGUAUGCAAAGGGGUCGCAAUUCAACCUCAGUUUUCUCAGUUUUGUAGCAUAUGCCAGAAUACAUAAUUUAUACAUCAAGAUCAUGAAACAUAAAAGGCUUCGCCGCGUCCAUGCCGGUUAUUAUACAAUAACCGAUCACAUUUUUCCUGGUAUGUGUCGUGGACUUGUUGGCUAAUCUAAGAUGGAGAUUGGCUCUAUACUCAGAGAUAUAGGGAUUAAGCUUGAGAAGGUUUAGAACUCAUUUGGUUCAUGAAAAGAAUUUUUUCUCACUGUAAUGUUUAUUUUAGGAAGCUCAUGCUUGGAUAUAUGAUAUUUGGAAAAGUAACUCUUGCUUAUUUGGUUGACC